Molecule: messenger RNA, 1763 nt
Organism: Mizuhopecten yessoensis (Yesso scallop)
Lineage: Eukaryota; Metazoa; Mollusca; Bivalvia; Pectinida; Pectinidae
Product: spermatogenesis-associated protein 17-like
Exons: 10
Coding region: 37-1092 (351 amino acids)
Biological process (GO): spindle organization; establishment of meiotic spindle localization; mitotic cell cycle
Cellular component (GO): spindle pole
Molecular function (GO): protein binding
Source: RefSeq, a predicted model, not a curated record
UUUUGUGACGUCACUCCUGACAACACAAUAUACAAUAUGGCGGCGAUGGUCAGGCUGCAUCGCCAAACUGACCAAAUUGUCGAGGAGUCAUAUCAAAGGAAAAAUGAAGCAGAAAAUCAACGUGAUAAAGAGUUUGUUGCUGCUCUUAAAGUACAGGCAUGGUUCAGAGGAUCCAGAACAAGGUCCUAUAUAACACAUCUGAACAGUAGUGCCAACAUAAUACAAAAGCGAUGGCGAGGAUAUCUGGGGCGUCGCCACUUCAGAGUUCUGGUAAAAAAUAGUGUACUUAUAAUGAAGCUGAAUCACUACAAUGAAAAAGCAACAAAGAUCCAGAAGAUGUGGCGUGGAUACUACAUCAGAAAAUAUGUGUUUAACUACCACAGCAGAAAGCGAUAUCUUGAAGCCCUACAAAUCAAAAACGAGAUUGUCAGGAGUGAAUUGGAGGAAUAUGCAGAACAGCAGGAACAGAUCGCGUACAGGAAGAGGGAGGCACAGGAAGCCAAGAAGAGGGAAUAUCAGGCACGCAAGUACCACUUCCUGAUCAGUACAGAGGUCAUCCCCGGUAUCUUCAACUCACCCUUCCUACCGUACCCUUCAGAGAAAGAAUACAUCUUACGGAGUGUAAAACCUUUAGUGCACAAAAAGAAAAAACCUGAAAAAGAUCCUUAUGAUCCAGUGUGCCGGAGUUAUGAUCUCCCUAAACCAAUGCAGUUACCUCCCCUUCCAGAAAAACCACAGGGACCAUUCCGAGACCCUAGUGAUGUUCAGAAACAACGCUACAAGCCGUUCCAGCAGACGUUACGUGUUUCCACCUCCUAUACUGCCCUAGAGGAGGCUCGACAGGCAAUGAAGGCAGAGGAGUGGGUCACUAGACUCAAUGACAACACAUUUGUGCCGUUCUCUAAAAAGGACCAAAGAUAUGAGCCCAUGCUGCACACGACAUCACAAUAUGGACAUCUACCCUUCGGUACACAUUUCUACCGUGAGGAGUUCCUAGACAAACAUAUUGUCCCACAGAGUUUCAAGACCUUGGUACCCCCAAUUCCCAUAUUUGACAAACUCAAUGACACCUACUCACAGGGCCAAGUGUGACCACUGGAAACUGCUCUACUGGAUUAGUGAGACCAAACUGGACAUACUCCUGACCACUGCUGAGACACUUUGAAGAGCUAUAGCAGGGAUUAGAAUAAUUCUAAAAUUCAUUGUCAACAAAUGUUGUGAGGCUCAAUCUACGCUGAUGAAACGGUGUUAAUUAUGAAAUGUCUUUCAACUGCUGUUUUUGGCCUGUAUGAGCACAUGUACAUUUGGGGGUGGGGGGAGGCUAUUCCAAUUCUGACUUUUAGCAGUGUCAAAUAACUGGAAGGUAAAUAUGGCUACACAAACUUGUAUAGAAAUUAUGUCGCCCUGAAUAGGUCACAUUUCAGUAUAAUUAUCUAGUAGCCACAGCUUACUGUGUAAAUGGACACAUAAAAAGGUAUGUUACAUGAGUUGAUAGGUAUGGUACAGACCUGUAACACACUACAGACUGCCAGUGUUGUUUUGUGUAUGUAUUGGUAUUAUACAACCUUAAAUUGAAGCAAUUCCACUAGAAUGUGAUAUAGCAGAUCCGUCCAGAUUGUAAGUUUACAGAUCAUUGUAUUGUAAAACAAGCUAUGUUAGUCUACAGGCUGUGAAACUUUAUUGUAGAUAUAUGAUUUGUUUAACAAUUGUAUUUGUAAAGAUGUACAGUAAUUUUGUAUGUAAUAAAACUUUUGAAAACCUUU